AUGAAGAAGCUAAUGAUCCUGCUCUUUCUCUGUCAUACUGCAUUUACAGGUAAGAUAGUGAAACACUCACUGAUGUAUUUUCUCACUGGAUCAUCUGGGAUAGCAAACAUCCCAGACUUUGUGGGUGUUGGAGAGCUUGAUGGCAUUGAGGCUGGUUACUGUGACAUCAACAACAAAAUAAUACAGCCAAGACAGGACUGGGCAAAACAAAUAUUAGAUGAUGACCGUGCGCACUUGGAGAUGUACACUUAUCUGUGUUUUGAGAAUCUGCCAGACUUCUUUAAGGGAUUCAUUUUUACAUUGAAGCAGCAGUUCAACCAAACUGAAGGUGUCCACAUUGUACAGAGGAUAGAUGGCUGUGAAUGGGAUGAAAACACUGGAGAGGUGACCGGUGUACUUCAGUAUGGAUAUGAUGGAGAAGAUUUUCUUAAAUUUGAUAUUAAGACAUUAACAUGGAUUGCGCUGAAACCAGAGGCUGCUAUGAUCAAACAGAGCUGGGAUGCUGACAUAAAUGAUAAAAAAGACGAUGAAGACUACUUCACUCGGAUUUGUCCAGAGAGGCUCAAGAUGUAUUUAGACAGUGGGAAAAGCUCCCUGCAGAGAACAGUUCUUCCCUCUGUAUCUCUCCUCCAGAAGACUCCCUCCUCUCCAGUCAGCUGCCAUGCUACAGGUUUCUAUCCUGACAGAGCCAUGAUGUUCUGGAAGAAAGAUGGAGAGGAGCUUCAUGAAAAUGUGUACCACACAGACGUACUCCCCAACCAUGAUGAGAGCUUCCAGAUGAGUGUCAGUAUGAAUGUUUCAUCAUUUACACCUGAGGACUGGAGAAGAUAUGAGUGUGUGUUUCAGUUCUCUGAUCCUAGCAGUGCCAUUGUCACAACAUUGGACAAAGCAGUGAUCAAGACCAACUGGAAGAAACCGAGUAAGUUGAUUGUCCUCAUCGUCAUUGCAGUGGUUGUUGUUGCAAUGAUCACCUUGAUUCCUGCUGGAUACAUUUUUUACAAAAAGAAAAAA
This is a messenger RNA of Pundamilia nyererei, 1011 nucleotides long. RefSeq names its product major histocompatibility complex class I-related gene protein-like. Gene Ontology annotation, cellular component: external side of plasma membrane. The record is from RefSeq and is a predicted model, not a curated record. The transcript has 5 exons. NCBI's taxonomy places the organism in Eukaryota, Metazoa, Chordata, Actinopteri, Cichliformes, Cichlidae. The annotation marks the transcript as partial. Gene Ontology annotation, biological process: immune response.